Molecule: messenger RNA, 2256 nt
Organism: Sinocyclocheilus rhinocerous
Lineage: Eukaryota; Metazoa; Chordata; Actinopteri; Cypriniformes; Cyprinidae
Product: zinc transporter ZIP8-like
Exons: 8
Coding region: 492-1826 (444 amino acids)
Biological process (GO): zinc ion import across plasma membrane; intracellular monoatomic cation homeostasis
Cellular component (GO): plasma membrane
Molecular function (GO): zinc ion transmembrane transporter activity; monoatomic cation:bicarbonate symporter activity
Source: RefSeq, a predicted model, not a curated record
AAUGGCUGUAACGUCCUUCUACAAGAUCACUUGAAUGUUACUCAACUCAGACCUGAACACGUUGCAAGAAUGUCUGGAAAAGCGCAAACAAAGGCUUCAUUUAUUGACACGGAGUGACGGCAGUGAUCCGGCUGGUAGUAGCAGUGGUUGGGCAGCAGCAUGUUGCUGUUCUUUGACCCUCAGUGCAGCAGAAGUUUCUUCGCGCGAUCUUUGCUCAGGAAUGGAAGAGUGAGCGUCAGAGGUGGACUCCACUAUUAAGCCUACAGAUUGAUUAGUAAAGCCGUCAAAUAGUUGUUCCUCCCACGUCCGGGAGAUUGCAAAUCAUUUCUGUAAAGGAAAUGAAAGAAAAGGGUUUCUCAUUUAUUAACCUGAGGCUUCUGUUAUUAGUUAGAAUGUGCGCACGUGGUUUCCAUCCGUCUUGACCGUCUACUGCUUUACACUGUUCUCGGAUAGCUGUUCGGUAAAGUUAUUCAUAUCGAAAGGAUAGAAAUAUGGAGGAAAGUUUCAUGCAAAAUGUUUUGCGCUUCUACGGUGAAAGCAAAUCGCUGUCCACGGGAAACCUAGAAAAUUUUCUGCGCCUCAUUACCAGCCGCCGCGCGGCAUCUGUCGACGAUGAAGCCAAUCCGCUGAAGAACACGGAGUGUUCUUCAUUGUCAGAGCUGCUGUCUGCCUUUGGAUUGGGUAAUGCUUCUACGGUCAGUCUCAAUGAUCUGGAGAUGAUGUGUCCAGCUAUUCUCAAUCGGAUCCUGCUCCCUGCCUGCUCUUACACCUCCCCCUCAAACCUCAAUGAUUCUUCAUUAUUACCUGAUCACAAAGUUUGGGGUUAUGGUUUCCUGGCCGUGACCGUGAUAAACUUGGCUGCUCUGUUGGGGUUAUUUCUGGUGCCUCUCACUAAAAAAACAUAUUUUCCGAAAGUCUUGACGUAUUUCAUUGGACUGGCCAUUGGGACACUGUUUUCAAAUGCUGUACUGCAACUUAUCCCAGAGGCCCUUGGCUUAGAUCCUAAAGAUGAUAACUAUGUGCUAAACGUAGUUGGUAUUUUUGGUGGAUUUUACAUUUUGUUCUUCAUUGAACGAGUUUUAAAGAUGGUACUGAAAGCAGAUACAGAGCUGGGACACAGUCAUUUCCCUCCCCUGCAGUCAGCUGAUGUCACCAUCACCACCUUUAGCAAUGACGUUGUCAUAAACAACAUCAGCGGUGACAUCAUCACAAACAACACCAAUCAUGAGAUAAACUCUAUCAAUGAAAAGUCCAACAACCCAAGUGAGAGUCCAGCUGUUGAACAGAAUGCAUGUGUGUUAUUAACUUGUCGCUGGCUGAAAGGGGAUGGAAUGUCUAAUAUAAAGACUGUGGCGUGGAUGAUCACUGUUAGUGAUGCUGUGCAUAACUUCAUAGACGGUCUGGCCAUCGGAGCGUCAUUCACACUCUCUCUACUCACCGGCUUCAGCACCUCUAUUGCAAUCUUCUGUGAAGAGUUCCCUCAUGAGCUGGGUGAUUUUGUCAUGCUGUUGAACUCGGGCAUGAGUGUUGGUCAGGCUGCGUGUUUUAAUUUGCUGUCAGCGAUGUGCUGUUAUCUCGGUCUUGCAUUGGGGAUCCUGCUGGGCAGUAGUUUUGCUCCAAAUGCUAUCUUUGCCAUUGCUGGUGGAAUGUUCCUCUAUAUCUCCCUUGCAGACAUGUUCCCAGAGAUGAACAGUAUCAUGGCAACACAUACCAAAGGUUAUCAAGGAAGGGUUGUGUUCUUCCUGAUCCAAAAUGCUGGGCUACUCACCGGAUUCUCUGUCAUUUUGCUUAUUACCCUGUUUGCUGGAGAUAUCAGUCUGGGGUAGAACAAAAGAAACGAAUGAAAACGAAGAGAAACAAGGAACAAUUGUUUUCAGUGCCAGAAACCAAACACUUGAGACAGACACUGUUGGUUUUUCUCUUUGUAUGUUAGACUUUUACUGUAUAACACAAUCAUAUCCUGGAAAACAUGAUUUUUGUAAAGUUGUUUAAUAAGAUUUUGUUGUUGUUGUUCUGAUGUGAGUGUUAGUGUCUGAUGUGAACAGGCAACAAUACGGCGCUGUGUGAGGAGGAAUUCCUCAGUGGCAGUGGCAGCCUAGCACUGAGACUCUGAGCAGCUUUGUUAUCCAAAUGUCAAUGCUGAAACACCUUUUGAGUGAGACUGUAUCAUGUUCACACAGUCUCUAACCAUAGGAAACAAAAGUGAAGAUGAUUGAUGUGUGCCUUUGUGUGUCUAUUCUACAUCUUGCUUUAUUA